Camelina sativa (false flax) is the source of this 1230-nucleotide messenger RNA. RefSeq names its product nuclear transport factor 2/RNA recognition motif protein. Gene Ontology annotation, biological process: negative regulation of DNA-templated transcription; signal transduction. Lineage: Eukaryota; Viridiplantae; Streptophyta; Magnoliopsida; Brassicales; Brassicaceae. The record is from RefSeq and is a predicted model, not a curated record. Gene Ontology annotation, cellular component: nucleus.
CCAUGUCCACUACCCUUAUCAGACAUGUGUCAUGUUCCAAAAGCCUUUCCCUUCAAUUAUCUCCGCCCCUUAUAUAAUAUUCCUUUCUCUUACAAAAAAAAAAAAAGUUAGCCAAACUUCAAAAACCCUUUCAAGAUACAAAUUUAAAAUUGCAGAACAUAAGAAAGAAACCUUCUCUUUUUGGAUUUUGUGUUUUGAUGUUUUAUGGUAGCUGAAUCUUUAUUAAUGGAGACAAAGUUUGGAGAAAAUGAGGAUGUGGAAGAGGUCGAGCUCGAGCUAUGUCUUUCUCUCGGAGGUCCUUUCAAGAAAAUAGAGAAAUCUAAACCAAUAGGACGAUUUAAUGCCCUCGGAUGCGCGAAGGAUAACGGCGUUAAUCUUGAAGGCGGGACGACGACGAAUGUGACGAGUAGAAAGGAAACACGGAAGAAGCGGGAGGCGAAGCUGCAGCAAAGAAGCGGAGUGUGCAAGAAGAUCAGAACAGAAUGUAACGGAGUCACUAACGGCGUGGAUUUGGAUUUGAGCUUUAGCAAAAUGGGUUACGGUUAUGGGUCGAGUCAACUCAAGGAUAUAAGCAAAGACGUUACGAUUGGGUCACCCAUUUGCACUUCCUCCGACGUAUCCGAUCCUAGUAGCUCUUCUCGUCAAGAAGGUGGAAGUUGCGACUUUGGGGCACAAUCUGACCAAACCGAACCGGUUAACAACAUGCAGAGCAGGACGGAGGAAACUGUGCACAGCACAGACGGUUCAAAGGAUGCGGUGGUAGUGGAGACCACCCAAGAGUGGUCCAACUCUGUAACCAAAAACAGCAACACUGGGAAGCCGCCAAAACCGCAUACCAACAGUAACGGUAACGGUAGUAUGCUUCCGUUUGCUCAGAUGCCUUGUGUGACUAGCACGGGUAACGGUCCCGACGGCAAAACCGUGAAUGGGUUUCUAUACCGUUACUCGAAAUCAGAGAUCAGUAUAAUCUGCGUUUGCCAUGGAACGUCUUUCUCACCUGCUGAGUUCAUCGCUCACGCCGGUGGGACUAAUGUGUCACAUCCGUUGAGGCAUAUAACCGUUAUUCCCUCAACAUUUUGAACUACAAUUUUCAUCUUUUGCUUACCUAGUUUUGUGUGUUUUGUGUAUAUAUACGUUUAGCUGAUGGAUGUUUUGAGUUCGAAGGGACUCUCUUUCAGUGAUUUCUUAGGUUUUUCCAACUGAUUUAACACUUCAAAUUUGUUGCCUUAA